CACGGCGAAAGUGCUGCUGGUAUAUAUGCCGCUGAUUGCGACUAUGCAACUUCAGUGUGCACUACCGAAGUCUACCAUGAGCACUCCGCAGGCACUCGUUCUUCUCGUCCUCGUGGCAACGGCAACGUUAGCCACCGAGACGAAGAAGCCAUUAAAGAAGGAGGCCAUCGAUAGCAAGGACGCAAAGAGUAAGAGAGGAUUGGAAUUAAGUUUGGGUCAUGGCUUCGGCGACUUUGGCGGGCACGAAGGACUUGGCGGCGGAUUGGGAGGAGGUCAUGGAGGAGGCUUCGGAGGAGGCGGAUUGGGAGGAGGUCAUGGAGGAGGCUUUGGAGGAGGCGGAUUCGGCGGUGGCGGUGGUUUAGGAGGUGGCGGUGGAUUGGGAGGUGGCGGUGGACUCGGAGGUGGCGAUGGAGGACGCAUAAGUUCUAUAACGAUCCAUCGAGAGGUUCAAGUACCAGUACCUGCACCAUAUCCGGUCGAGAGGAAUGUACCGGUUCCGGUGGCGGUGCCAGUGAAGGUCCCGGUCGAUCGUCCUUAUCCCGUGCACGUGCCUAAACCUUACCCAGUGCCCGUGGAAAAGCAUAUUCCGGUGCCAGUUGAAAAACCGGUACCAGUGCCGUUCAAGAUUCCCGUAAAGGUGCCCGUCAAAGUACCAUACCCGGUGAGCGUACCUGUAAAGGUACCUUUCCCUGUACAAAAGGAAGUACCUUACCCGGUUAAGGUCCCCGUUGUCGUCAAAGAAUCUUAUCCAGUACUCGUCCAAGGAGGAGGAGGAGGAGGAGGUGAUGGUGGUGGCUACGGUGGCGGCUAUGGUGGCGGCCAUGGCUAUGGAGGAGGUGGCUUUGGAGGUCAUGGCUUGGAGAUUUCCGAUUUUGGUGGAUUGCAUCAUCGACGAUGAUAUUCUUGACCAUGACCGUCGAGACCAGUCUACGCCAGCGAUUAUCAUCUUGUAUAUAAUUCUAGUAUUCCCUUUUUCCAAUUCCUUUUGCAUACCAACAGAUGCGCUAUUCCCUCUCUCUCUCUCUCUCUCUCUCUCUCUCUUUCUCUCGUUUUUUUAUUUCUCUAUCUUUCUUUAUUUUUUUUAUACGCGGAAGUCUUUAGAUUAAUUGCGAAAUAAAAUAAAUUAUUUUAUACAGA
Messenger RNA from Vespa crabro (European hornet), 1137 nucleotides. RefSeq names its product probable H/ACA ribonucleoprotein complex subunit 1. The transcript has 2 exons. The record is from RefSeq and is a predicted model, not a curated record. The coding region runs from base 26 to 898 and encodes 290 amino acids. Lineage: Eukaryota; Metazoa; Arthropoda; Insecta; Hymenoptera; Vespidae.